Messenger RNA from Paramecium pentaurelia, 4433 nucleotides. The record is from the annotation of a GenBank genome assembly. NCBI's taxonomy places the organism in Eukaryota, Ciliophora, Oligohymenophorea, Peniculida, Parameciidae.
AUGAUUGUAAUUUUUCUUAUUUGCUUGAAUGCUUUAAAAUCAAUUGAAAUCUAAACUUUAGACCCUUAUUAUCAAGUUUCUUAUCAAUCGGUAAAGAUUGAUGAUGAGAUUUUUCAGCCAAACCAAUUUUUUAGUUAUGGUCUUUGGUCUCGAUAUAAUCCUUUAAGUGCUAUAUCUUAAGUUGGUCCUGUUGGAAUUUUUGGAAGUAAUUGCUACUAAUUACUGAAUAUCAUUGAUAAGGUAGAUGGUGGAAUAACUUUUAUGUAUUUCGAUUGUUUACAUAAUGAGAAAUAUCAAAUAACAAAAGAAAUCAAAUUUGUUAAUGAUAAUGGAGAAUAGAAAAUUUAUGAAACUCAGAUUGAAGCAUAAGAAUAUGAAAGCUUUUGGUAUUUUCUUGAAAUAAUCUAAUGGCCAAUUAAAAAAAGAUUUGAAAUUUUUAUAAUAUCCCAAAAAGAAUAAAAAUUUUUUAUAAUGGAUGAAAUGAAAUCCCCAUUUAAGGGAAAGGAUUUACAAUUAACUUUUGGAGGAAGCUUGAUUGUAAGUAAAUCGAAAAUAGAAUCAGUGUUAAUCAAUCAGAAAUUCUCAUACUUUCCUGGAAAAAUUAUCAUGUAAUAGUUUAAAAUUCUGGAAGAAUUAAGUAUUGAUGAUUGGUUUGAAUAUGCAAAAAGUGUUUUUGAAGAGUAUGAAACUUGUAAUUGCUCGCCUAAUCAAGAAUUUUAAAUUCCAGAUUUAAACAUUAGCUCUAUUUAAAAGGGAGAAUUUGUUUCAGAAAAUAAAAAUUGCAAUUCUUUUUUUAUUUAAGGAUGGUUUAAAAUUUAAUAAAUUAUGGACAAAGACUAUGUAUAUCUUUAUCCAUUUAUAAAAUUAGCAGGCAAUUUUGAAAAUCCAAAUUUAUCUAGUAAUAAUUUAUCUCCUGUUUAAGUAUUUUAUAAAUUGUCCAAUAUUUAACAUUAAAUUCUAAUUACUACAUAUAGUUUCACUUUUCCAUCAGUAACAAUAGAUUUCAAAAGUAAUCCUUUUUUAAUUGAGAAGACUUUUGAUAUUGUAAACAGUAUUACAUUAUGGCAUAAAAUUUAGAUUUAAUUGGAAAAUAGCUUAAUGGAUAUCUAGAUUAAAUUCUAUGAUAACUAUAUGAUUCAUGAAUAUAAUUAAUAAUUAGAAGUCCGUUAAUUUUAAGAGAAUUAAUUUAAAUUAUAAUUAGGAAAUUAUUAAUAGCUUGAAAUAAAUCAGGUAGACUUAUUGAUCCGAAACUUUGUUUUUUUUAAUUGUAAUUAAUCUUUUUCUUAAAAUAAUUGCCAUUAUACUUGUUAGGAAUGUGAUGGACCAACAAAAGAUGAUUGUUUAUCAUGUUCCGAAGAAAGCAAGAGAAUUUAUUUACCUGAAUAUAAAGUAUGUGUUUGUCCAUUAGAUACAAUCGAUAAUUUAAUUUGUAUAGAUUAUCUUGUAGCAUAGAUGAUGUUAAUCGAAGGAACAUUUAUCAAUGAAGAAUGCCAAUAUGGCUAUUAUGAAUUAGAUAAUGAAUGCUAGAAAUGGUAUUUAUAAUUAUUAUUUAGUCCUUCAAUUAUCAAUUAAUAUUUGAUAACUUGUUUAGAAUGCAUCUAUAAUCCUAAAUCCUUUAGUAAAAAGCCAUAUUGCGGAGAUGUUUUAUCUAUUAGUUAAACAAGCUAAACAGAAAAUGUUUACUGGUAAUUGCCAGAAUUAUUACUUUUUGAUGGCAUUGAUCAGAAUAAUUUUGCAUGUGUAAAUUGUGAUAGCUUAAUCGAUAAUGAAUUAGAAAAUAUAUAUUUUGACUUCACAUAAAAAUCUUUAUAUUUUAGAAGCAUAUGUAUAACAGAAGAAUUUAGAUGUUAUUAAGUCAGUCAUUUUGAAUGUCCUGAAUAUCAUUUAUCAAUAGCUGGUAUAUAAUGUUCCUCAAAAAAGGAUGAAUUUGAAAAUUUUUAAGGAUAAUUUAAUCCAUAAUUUGAUUAUAUUAUUACUUUUAAUUGUCAGUCUCCUAACUAUAUUACAAACCUUUACCAAUGCAAAUUAUGCCCUAUAAAUAACUGUAUAUAUUGUUUUGAAUACCAAUAAGGAGAUUCUUCCUUUAAAAGCACCUUAUAUAAGGAUUUUGAAAAUUUUGAAAUAGAUUAAAGUGUAUAAAUUGGUUGUGCGAUGUGUGAAUAUAAUUAUAUAUUUGAUUUUACUAUUGGCGAAUGCAUAAAAUAAUAAUCAAAAAUAUAAACAUGUUUAAGAUCUUUCAUAAAUUUGAAUGGAUAGGAAAUUUGUACGCUUUCUUCUCUCAAUGAUUUUAGCAUUUCACCUGAAAUUAUAAAUUGCCAGAAAUAUUACUCUAAUUGCUUGUAAUGUGUCCUUACUCCUAAAACCAAAAUACAAUGUAUACAUUGUAGUGAAGGAUAUUUCAGUUCUUUGAUAACUGGGGACUGUAUUAAGAAUUAUUAACUGUAUAUUAAUGAAAAUACUUAUUCUCAUAUUUUAACAGAUGGAUAAAGAUCAGAUACAUGGGUUGUUAUGAUUUAAAGUUUUAUGAUGCAAUUUUUACCAUCUCAANUGAAUUAGAUAAUGAAUGCUAGAAAUGGUAUUUAUAAUUAUUAUUUAGUCCUUCAAUUAUCAAUUAAUAUUUGAUAACUUGUUUAGAAUGCAUCUAUAAUCCUAAAUCCUUUAGUAAAAAGCCAUAUUGCGGAGAUGUUUUAUCUAUUAGUUAAACAAGCUAAACAGAAAAUGUUUACUGGUAAUUGCCAGAAUUAUUACUUUUUGAUGGCAUUGAUCAGAAUAAUUUUGCAUGUGUAAAUUGUGAUAGCUUAAUCGAUAAUGAAUUAGAAAAUAUAUAUUUUGACUUCACAUAAAAAUCUUUAUAUUUUAGAAGCAUAUGUAUAACAGAAGAAUUUAGAUGUUAUUAAGUCAGUCAUUUUGAAUGUCCUGAAUAUCAUUUAUCAAUAGCUGGUAUAUAAUGUUCCUCAAAAAAGGAUGAAUUUGAAAAUUUUUAAGGAUAAUUUAAUCCAUAAUUUGAUUAUAUUAUUACUUUUAAUUGUCAGUCUCCUAACUAUAUUACAAACCUUUACCAAUGCAAAUUAUGCCCUAUAAAUAACUGUAUAUAUUGUUUUGAAUACCAAUAAGGAGAUUCUUCCUUUAAAAGCACCUUAUAUAAGGAUUUUGAAAAUUUUGAAAUAGAUUAAAGUGUAUAAAUUGGUUGUGCGAUGUGUGAAUAUAAUUAUAUAUUUGAUUUUACUAUUGGCGAAUGCAUAAAAUAAUAAUCAAAAAUAUAAACAUGUUUAAGAUCUUUCAUAAAUUUGAAUGGAUAGGAAAUUUGUACGCUUUCUUCUCUCAAUGAUUUUAGCAUUUCACCUGAAAUUAUAAAUUGCCAGAAAUAUUACUCUAAUUGCUUGUAAUGUGUCCUUACUCCUAAAACCAAAAUACAAUGUAUACAUUGUAGUGAAGGAUAUUUCAGUUCUUUGAUAACUGGGGACUGUAUUAAGAAUUAUUAACUGUAUAUUAAUGAAAAUACUUAUUCUCAUAUUUUAACAGAUGGAUAAAGAUCAGAUACAUGGGUUGUUAUGAUUUAAAGUUUUAUGAUGCAAUUUUUACCAUCUCAAUAUUAUUAUCCACAUUCUCUUGAUUCACCAAAUAUAUAUGAGCUUAAAUGUAAAGAUGGCUAUUAAUUUACUAAAUUAUAAUCAUGCCAAAAAUAUUGUAGUAAUGAUUGUUUAAAUUGUUAACAAGAUUAUGAGAGAUUUAAUUGUAUGUAAUGCUCUUUGAAUUACUACAAAAAACCUAUAAGAGUUGAAAAAGAUGGUCAAUGUGUUAGUUGUUCUCACUUAUGCCAAUACUGUUAAGAAAGAGAUGAGGAGGGAAUAUAUGUAUUAUCUUAUACUAAAAUAGGCUGUUCAACCUAGUUUUGUCUUAACAAAUGAAAAUGCUAAAUAUACAAUGAAAUGUAUUAAACCACUUGAAGAUCCUAAAAUAUUUAUAAAUCCAUACACAUCUAUUGUUAAAUAUUGUUUGAAUGAAAGUUGUUAAAAUCAUUUGUCAUAUAUAUUCUAUUUUAGUAGUUGUAUUUUCAAUAGAUAUGUCGCUGGAGGUUAUGAAGAAGAAAUAAAUUUUCAAUAUUCUAAUCUAAUUGGAGUUGAUGAAAUGACAAUAGAAUUUAUAAUAAACAUUGAAUUUCAAGAAAAGUGUCAGUUUCACAAACCUCUCCAAAUUCUAACCUAAUUAAGGAAAUAAAUAUUUUCUCUUUAAAAAAUUAAUUUGAAUCUUUUCUCUAUUUAUGAAAAUAUUUAUUAUACAACAGAAAUUACUGAAAUAAUUAAUUUUGAUUCAAUAAUAAUCUAAAAUGUGAGCCUAAGUUUGUAAGAAGAUGGUUUCAUAUUGAGAAAUAAUAACAAUAAAGUUGAAAUAAAAUUAAAAAAUAUAAUUUUAACUAAAAGCAAUAUUAUUGA